AUGACGAUCUACUAUUUAGCGCCUGUAGGCUAUGAGUAUAUUCUGUCGUGGGACGGUUUCGUUGAUUGUAGCUUGAAACGGGUUGGAAGGGGUGUUAAGGGGUAUCAACUGAUUUCAUCAAAGAUAAACAACGGGUAUAUCCAUGUCCAAACUGCACAAGAGUUUACAGCCACCAUACCACCAGAAGUAGACACGUCAGUCGACUAUGUCUUUCAUUCCUUGCCUAUAAAGAUGUUUGAAACGUGA
Acanthoscelides obtectus is the source of this 246-nucleotide messenger RNA. NCBI's taxonomy places the organism in Eukaryota, Metazoa, Arthropoda, Insecta, Coleoptera, Chrysomelidae. The record is from the annotation of a GenBank genome assembly.